CACGGAAGAGGUCAGUGGUCAUCAAAGGGAGGCCUGCAAAGAAACAUCCACAAACUCUGGACCCCAUUUUCAUGCUUCUUGAGGAGAACAUUGUGACAUUUGUGAAGAAGGAGUUGAAGAAGUUCAAGCGAGUUUUAGAAAGUUCAGAACGCCUAGAGGGGCUGAAAGAAGAGGAUGAUUCUCUGGAAGGUGAAGACGAAGAGCAGGGAAGCAGCAACAGAGAUGCAUUUCUGACACUCACACUCAACUUCCUGAGGAACAUGGAGCAGGAAGAGCUGGCUGACUCUCUACAGAGCAGAAGUCUUAUUUCGAUUUGCCAACGUAAAGUGAAGUCUAAACUGAAGGAAAGGUUUCAGUGUUUGUUUGAAGGAAUUGCUAAAGCAGGAACCCCAACAUUUCUGAAUAGUAUCUUCACAGAACUCUUCAUCACAGAGGGGGAAGGUACAGAGGUCAAUGAUGAACAUGAGGUCAGACAGGUAGAAGCUGCAUCCCGAAAAUCAACCAGUUCAGAAACAACAAUUAGACAUGAGGAUAUUUUUAAACCUUUACCUGGAAGAGAGACACCAGUCAGGACUCUGGUGACAAAGGGAGUGGCUGGCAUUGGGAAAACCGUCUUUACGCAGAAGUACAUCCUGGACUGGGCUGAAGGCAAAGCCAACCACAAUAUACAGUUUAUCUUUCCAUUCACUUUCAGAGAGCUCAAUUUGCUGAAAGCAGAAAAAUACAGCUUGGUGGAACUUCUUCAUCACGUCUUUACUGAAACCAAAGAAGCAGGAAUCUGCAGGUUUGAUGAGUUCCAGGUUGUGUUCAUCUUUGACGGCCUGGACGAGUUUCGACUUCCCCUGGACUUCCAAAACAAUGAGAUACUCACUGAUGUUACAAAGCCAACUUCAGUUGGAGUGCUGCUGACAAACCUCAUUAGAGGUAAGUUGCUUCCCACUGCUCGCCUCUGGAUAACAACACGACCUGCAGCAGCCAAUCAGCUCCCUCCUGAGUGUGUUGACAUGGUGACAGAGGUGAAAGGCUUCAAUGACCCACAGAAGGAGGAAUACUUCAAGAAGAGAUUCAGAGAUGAAGGGCAUGCCAGCAAAAUCAUCUCCCACGUCGAGGCGUCAAGAAGCCUCCACAUCAUGUGCCACAUCCCAGUAUUUUGCUGGAUCACUGCUACAGUUCUGGACCACGUCUUGAAAAACAGAGAGAGGGCAGAGCUGCCCGAGACCCUGACUGAGAUGUACAUCCACUUCCUUGUAGUUCAGACCAAACAGUGGAAUGUAAAGUAUCAUGGAAGUGCGGCAACAGAUCAAGUCUGGACAACAGAAACCAAGGACACCGUUCUCACUCUGGGGAAACUGGCUUUUGAGCAGUUGGAAAACGGAAACCUCAUCUUCUAUGAAGCAGACCUAAAAGAGUUUUGCAUUGAUAUAAAAGCUGCAUCAGUCUUCUCAGGAAUUUUUACAGAGAUCUUCGAAGAUGGCUUUGGACUGAACCAGGACAAGAUGUUCUGUUUUGUCCAUCUGUCCGUUCAGGAGUUUUUUGCUGCACUCUAUGUCUUCCUGACAUUCAGCAACACUGGCAUUGAUCUCCUGAAAAAAAGGCGAUUCCCCUCAGUGCAGAGUGUGCCAUUACAACGUGAUUUUCACUUCACUCUCUACAAGACUGCAGUGGACAAGGCUUUAGAAAGUCCAAAUGGACACCUAGACUUGUUUGUCCGCUUCCUUCUGGGCCUUUCACUGGAAACCAAUCAGAAACUCCUACAAGGCUUGCUAAAAAAAGGGGAAAGUAAACAAGAAGUCAAAGGGAGGCUGGUGCAGUACAUCAAGAACAAGAUCAAGGACAGUCCUCCAGAGAGGAGCAUGAAUCUCUUCCACUGUCUGAAAGAGUUGAACGACAGUUCACUAGUGGAGGAGAUCCAGCAGUACCUGAGAUGCGGGAAUGUCUUUGGAAAGAAUCUCUCGCCUUCACAGUGGUCAGUGCUGGUUUUCAUCCUUAUGUCAUCGCAAAAGGAUCUGGACGUACUUGACCUGAGGAAAUUAUUUUCUUCUGAGGAGGGUUUUCAAAGGCUGCUGCCAGUUGUCAAAGCAUCCAACGUCGUUCUGUUGAGUGGCUGUAACCUCUCGUCGAGAAGUUGUGAAGCUCUGGUCUCAGUUCUCACUUCCAAGAACUGUAGCCUGAGAAAGCUGGACCUGAGCCACAAUGACCUGCAGGAUGGAGGAGUUAUGCUGCUCUCAGCUGGACUGAGGAGUUCACACAGUAGACUAGAGAUUCUUGGGCUGUCAGGCUGCAUGGUCAGAGAGAAAGGCUGUGAGAUUCUGGCUUCAGUUCUGAAGUCUAACCGCUAUCUGAGAGAGAUGGAUCUGAGCUACAACCACCCUGGAGACUCAGGAGUGGCCCAGCUACAUGCUCUACUGGAUGACCCAUGCUGUGAACUGGAAACUCUCAAGAUUGACCAUUGUGGAGAGCUUCGGCUGAAACCGGCACCUCUUAGGUAUUUCUGUGACCUUUCUCUGGACCCAAACACAGCAGAAAGAAACCUCUUCCUGUGUGACAACAACAGAAGAGCGCUGGUGGUGAAAGAGAAGCAGCCGUAUCCUGAUCAUCCAGAGAGAUUCGACAGCUGGAAACAGGUGCUGUGUAGUGAAGGUCUGACUGGGCGCUGUUACUGGGAGGUCCUGUGGAAAGGAAGGGUUCAUAUAGGUGUGACAUACAGGGGAAUCAACAGGAGAGGUGACAGCGAUGACUGCUGUAUUGGAUGGAACGAUCAGUCCUGGAGUCUGCUCUGCACCGAUCAGAGUUACACGGCCUGGCACAGUAACACACCUGAAGACACAGAAAAAGCCCCCUGCGGCAAGAAGGUAGCAGUGUAUCUGGACUGGCCUGCUGGCACUUUGGCCUUCUACUGUCUCCCCUCCAUUUUCUCUUCAGACAAACGGAUCCACCUCUUCACCUUCCACUCAACCUUCUCUGAGCCCCUCUACCCCACGUUUGGGUUUGGACGAAUGCGUGAGGGUGCAGAGGAUUCAAGAUCCCCACAUCCCUCAGUUUGUCUGUCACAGAUUGAACAAUCCCCUCCUGUGUAGAACAGUAGUUCCCAAACUGAGAUGUCUUAAGACAGUACCUUAAGAAGAACAAAUUGUGUAGAAAAAGUUACCUUUAAAGCUGAAAUAAUUAAUAUGAGCUCACGGAAACAUGAGCCAGUCAAAAGAUUUUUAAAGUAAACUUUAAAGGAAACUCUUGGCAUGUGGCAUGUUGUGGAUAUAAACAAAUAAUGUGGCAAUGCUAAGUUAAAAAGCUAAAGAGAUACAAAUCCUAUUCUUAAGCCAAUAUAGAUGGUAAAAAGAGAAGCCAAGAUAAGAUACGCUUUAUACAAACAUGUGUGCACAUACACAAAUAGCAUUGAACUGUUCAAACUACAAUGACAAUAACAGAGUUGACCUGGUGGGUGUAAUUGGAAGGGUCGGUGAAGGUUUGGGUGAACCACUUAUUAAGGGGGUCUGGUUAUGGGUAAUAUCAUUCUUGAAAACAGUGUAUUUAAAAGAAAGGCAAGGAGGUAUAUUUGUCCCAAUGUAUUUAAAGGUCCUGUAUUAUGCAAAAUGCAC
Molecule: messenger RNA, 3596 nt
Organism: Notothenia coriiceps (black rockcod)
Lineage: Eukaryota; Metazoa; Chordata; Actinopteri; Perciformes; Nototheniidae
Product: protein NLRC3-like
Exons: 7
Coding region: 72-3077 (1001 amino acids)
Molecular function (GO): protein binding
Source: RefSeq, a predicted model, not a curated record